AUGGAUUUAAACGAGAGGGACAAUGAAAAACCAUCCUCUUGCAACCAGCCGCCCUCACUUUCUCCGUACUCUGAUUCCCCACAGGGGAAACAAGAGUUCAUAAAAGGUGUACAGGCUGACAAAAAGGACACAUCAUUUAGCAACACACUGAACGUGCUACCUCCGGAGAAGAGUGACACAACCCCAUCUCCUUCGUAUCCAAAAUCUACUGGAAUAUUUUCUCCGGCCAACGUACAAGCAGCAAACUCUGCAACUUCUAAAACCGACGUGGCGAAAAAUAGCGCUAGCGACGCUAAAAACCUUACCUCUGGUGACACUACAGCCAAGAUAGAAGCCACACAACACACAACACCUAGCGUACAAAUCCCACAACUGCUCCCUGUCCCUCCUACAUCUAAAUUAACAACAAUCCCAGUUUCCAAAGAUGAUUCGUCUAAACAACGGAUGCCAACAGAAUUAAGACCUAAAAAUAUCACAGACACCGAAGGCAGCAGCAUGUCAAUAUCGGACUGCGUUCCUCCUUCACCAUCAGCCACGACCGGAAAGCCUCGGAGUGUAGCAGAGGCAACAAAAGAUGCUAUCGAAUCAACUAAAACACCGUCACGUCCAUAUCCUAAGAGUCCAAAUGAAAUCAUCAGCGCUACGGAAAAUGCCCUUAAGAAUCAAAAAUGA
Molecule: messenger RNA, 672 nt
Organism: Angiostrongylus costaricensis
Lineage: Eukaryota; Metazoa; Nematoda; Chromadorea; Rhabditida; Metastrongylidae
Source: the annotation of a GenBank genome assembly